Molecule: messenger RNA, 1353 nt
Organism: Odontomachus brunneus
Lineage: Eukaryota; Metazoa; Arthropoda; Insecta; Hymenoptera; Formicidae
Product: keratin-associated protein 6-2-like
Exons: 3
Coding region: 133-651 (172 amino acids)
Source: RefSeq, a predicted model, not a curated record
CGCGUGUAACUCUUUUCGUCGAGAUGCAAUGCUGUGAGAAAAGACUCCACCGGGUAUAAAAGGGGGUGUGUCUCGUACGGUCUGCACCAGUUUCAGUAGUGAUCUCUGUAUCGCCGCAGUAUCGUCGUCAUCAUGAAUGCUCUACUCCUGCUGACCGUUCUCUGUGUGGCAUUGCCUAUUUAUGCCGAAGACACGCAGGUAACCAAAAAGCAAGACAAACGAGGUGCCCUUGGUCUAGGAUAUGGAGCACUUGGACAUGGAGGAAUAGGCUUUCACGGCAAUCUAGGUGGAGCGGGUUAUGGAGGACACGGUUACCUCGGUACUGCUGCGACCUAUUCUCUGGGUCAUGGUGCCGCUGCCGCGCCUGCUUAUUCCCACAGUUAUAGCGCCCCGGUGGCCUCUCAUGGCUAUAACGCACCUUUAUACACGUCCUAUCGUCUUGGUGCCUUUGGACACGGUGCGGGCUAUGGUGCAGGGCUCGGAUACGGUGCGGGACAUGGCGCGGGAGCCGCGUACGGUGUGGGACACGGUGCGGGAGUUGCGUACGGCGUGGGACAUGGUGCGGGAGUCGCGUACGGCGCGGGAUACGGUGCGGGACACGGUGCGCGACUCGCAGCUGGUUUCGGCGGUGGUUACGGCCACGGCUGGUGAAAUGAAAACGCGAAUGGUAAAUUGACGUUGUGAAACGUCAAUGCGAUUCUCCUCGGUUUUCCUCGUCGACUCUGCCCCCUUUGUCAAAAUAUUCGUCUUCUUUUCUAAGCUUUGUAUUUCUUGCGAUUUCUAAAUAAAUCUUGUAUUUUUUAAUAAGCAGUGUGGUUCUUUCCUUAGGCAAAUAGGCAAAAUUCGAUAGACUGUAACUUUCGCAAAAAUAAUGAUGAUGGGACGAUUUGUGAAGUAUUUUGUAGCUUGUAGUCUUUAAUUUUUAGAUAUAUCAUCCGACACAAAAUUUAAUUAUUUUUUACAGUACUUUUUUAUAUGAUAAAACUAUACGAAUAUAUAUUGAGAUCUGACACAAAUGUUAAAAUUUUUUAUCAAGUUUGUCGAAUUAUACUACCGUUUAUAUUAGCGUUUAUAUUAUUGAUCAUACGACGUUUAUCAUUCCAAAGUAUGAACUUUCCUGUUUAGUUUGCCCGUAUACAAAUUGAAGUACGAUUUUUUUUCGCAAGAUUAUUCAAUGAUUAUCAAAGCAAAUAACGUUUUUAGUUUUAACCGCUCAUAAAAGAAAAAUUGUUUGCAAACGAAUUGAUGUACGACUUGUAUUAACAAAUGAAUAGAAAACAAAGCUCCUUCUAUGAAAUGCAUAUUUUACAUUUUUUAUAAAAAAUAAAUUUUCAAUAUAAAAUUUUGAUUAAA